Messenger RNA from Entamoeba dispar SAW760, 240 nucleotides. RefSeq lists its product as uncharacterized. The record is from RefSeq and is a predicted model, not a curated record. Lineage: Eukaryota; Evosea; Mastigamoebida; Endamoebidae. The transcript has 2 exons. The coding region runs from base 1 to 240 and encodes 79 amino acids.
AUGAGUGAGUCAAUAAUUAAAAGUAUUACAGAACAUGGAAGUAAUGAUUAUAAAGUAUAUUUAGAAGAACAGCACAUAAAAGAAGAAAAAGAAAAAGAAGAACAAGAAAAUAAGAAAUUAAGAACAAAACCAAAAAAAGCGUUUGAGGAAAAAAAGGUCAUUAAAGAAAAAAAGAGAAAUUUUAAAACAACUAAAAAAAGAAAAACAACAAUCCAAAUUAACUGGAAUAGAGUAAUUUAA